Anopheles funestus (African malaria mosquito) is the source of this 6966-nucleotide messenger RNA. RefSeq lists its product as uncharacterized. Gene Ontology annotation, cellular component: membrane. Bases 1248 to 6494 code for a protein of 1748 amino acids. Lineage: Eukaryota; Metazoa; Arthropoda; Insecta; Diptera; Culicidae. Gene Ontology annotation, molecular function: G protein-coupled receptor activity. The transcript is spliced from 16 exons. The record is from RefSeq and is a predicted model, not a curated record. Gene Ontology annotation, biological process: G protein-coupled receptor signaling pathway.
AUCUCGGUGAAUCUCGGCACGGUAGGACGCGAUCGCGGCUGACUCCUUUUUUCCGGUAAAAGGAAGUAAAAAGUAAAGUUAAUCCCGGUACUAACAUUCGUCCCGGGUGUGUUUAAAGUUGGUUCCGAUUGAUUCUUUAUUCCUUCAUUUCCAAAACUAGUGUAAAACGAGCAUAAAGUGAAAUCAUUGACAAAUAGUAAUAAAAAAACACACACACGUACAGAAACAUUCCAUCGUGAGUGUGCAUUAUUUUCGCUUGAUGUGGUAAACGAGUGUUGUGCGAAGUAAUAAAAAAAACCAACAACAUUCAACGCCAAGCAAUGGCGGUUUGGUGAUGGUUAAUCAAACAAGUGACAUGCAAAAGCUGUUAACGGAGCUGCGUCGCUACGGUGUACUGCCAGUGUUUAUCGAGACCGGCGCCCUCACCCGCUCACCAGCCCCGGAUGCGUGAUGUGUACUUAUUCUAUAGUUGGCUCUGGUCACUUUUCGUGAAUCCAUUCGCCCUGAGCCGUUCUACAGUGCUGCGCUAACUUCUAACGAUUCACCAGACGCCCAUCAUCUCCAUCAUCUGAUUGCGUAUUGAACGAUCCUACUUCAGCGUACUCGAUAGACGAACAGCAACUGUUGGGCUUUCGUUUUACUUAUCAAUCAUUUCUCCAUCGACAGUUGGUACAACGUGUGAAAACGGGCUAGAAUUCUAAAAUCACCAGUCAAAUCCACCGAUCGCCUUUGAUGCUUUGAUUUAUUAAUUCCGUAUUGUAUGAACAAUUCGCGUAAUGGAGCGAUGCGACCUACACUUAACGACGUCCAUCUUUGAUAGCCAAUAAGAAGUACGGAAAAUGUGGCGGAUGGUGUUACCAAGCCGGGGGUGAUAAAACAAUUUGCAAAAUCAACAGCAAAUCACUCCCUGUGGGCAGAUUUGCAUUUACAUACAUAUAUUUAUACACAGUAUCUACCCUACAAUACGCGUACCGAGCGUUGUUCCCCCCUCGUAACAAAUGGGUUGUGAAUAUUUGGCAAAAGGUGUGGAAGAGGCUGCUUGAAACAGCUGCACAUCCUGGGUGUCUGGUUAAUUCACCCGUACGGCUUCAUUACGAAGUGAAUUCCCCGUACCGUAACUGUAGUCAGUAGCACUUCACAAUCCACCAGGUCCAGCAGGUCAUCUUUACGACCACUGUUCAAUGUGCCCGCCACCGAUGAGAAGUACGAACGAGCAGCAAAAGCAACGCCGGUGAACGCUUUUAACAAUGUUACGUCCGUACCAGUUGGUGCUCGUGUCCCUGGCGUGCUUCGCGGCUAAUUGCUGCAGUUCCAGCUCGGAGUACUUAAUCAUUCGGCAUGGCCGGUCCCGGGUACGUCACUCGAGCGAGAAGGACCACAUCCGGUGGGGCCUUCAAGUGUUCGACAACUUUACGCUGCUGGACUACGAUGCGGGCGGUAGUGGCUCGGGUGCCGGUUCCGGAGGAGGUGGCGGUGGCGGUGGUGGUGGGGGUGUUGGUGAGGAAGCAGCACAGCCAGCAUCAGGCAAGGAAGGUUCGGUUGGGAGCGUUGGGAAUGGUGCGCGUACCGGAAGUACGCUCACGAUACGGUUUGACGAGUCGGAAGAGCUGGAGCGCAUGAUUGAGGUAAGCGAUUUCGAUAACUUGCGCUUCAGUGCGGCCCGUAACGGUGGUGGUACGAACAACGAGCCGGAAUCGGUACCGCUAACAACUGUCACGACCGGUCGGGAAAGGAAGCUUAUCAAGAAGGAGAUAAUGGAAAACAUUCGCCGGACGGUUGAUAAGGGGCUCGAGUAUUUGAAAUCGCACAACAACCUGGACGAGGUGAAAAUCGAACUCGUCCCAUUCCGGGACGGUACGGCAAAGCACUCGACGGUGGGAAAAAAAUGGCCGGCAGUGGAACCGUCCGGUACAACGAUUGACAGCCGUGAAAGCAAUCGCGCGGAAGAGCAGCCGUACUGGUCAACGAGCAGUACCAUCCCGGCGUCCGUUGCGUCCAGCAGGAAGGGCGUCAACUCGUUGCCAUGGAUAGAUGAAAUUGCUAAAAGCGUCCAGCGUCCGAUCGGUAGUGCUCAAGUGUCCGCAUCCAAUCAACGACUAAUCUCGUUAGACGCGAUUCCACGAACGGUAAACCCACCGCUAACAGGGCCACCCGAACCACAAAACACGGCCAGACAGGCGGGUAUCGACCCGCGUUACUCGGAUUCGAAUGGUUCACCGAACGGUUGGAACCCACCAUCAAGGGUUGUGCCGAAUGGUGGGGAGGAUUAUCCUAAUGACAUGCCGGCGGCCGUUGACAUGGGUAACCACGGACAGGAAGGGUAUGAGACGCAACCGGACGAACCGGAAGAGGAAGAAACUGACACGAACGAACGUCUGAAUGUUGAUGCGCCACAGGAUGAUGAUCCGUUGCUGCAGGACGCGUCCGAACUGGAUGACCCGGUUGAGCAAGAGUUCGAGCAAAAUGUUGAGGAUGGUUCCGAGCUAGACAUUAACAAUGUUUUCCACAUGGAGGAGAUCGAUCUCAGCGAGCUGGAUGAAACGAGCCGCAACAAUCGGCGCAACCUGAUGAAGGGUCAGGACGUGGUAACACAGUUUCUGCAGAUCGUCGAAAGUCAGCAUCUGCUCGGGGCGAACUGUACCGCCGGGACGGCACUCAAUCUCGGUGACGGUGUCGUCGACCGGUACGCGCAGGAUCGGUUUCGCGUCGAGGCAGAAAUUGCCGUCAACCGGGCAAACAUGCUAACGAGAAUAUUCAAGUUCUCGUCCGCGGACGUACAAGCGUCCGAGCACCUGUUGCAUGCGUCCGUCCUGUCGAUGGUUGAGUUUGAUGAUGAUAUUUUUGCCGGCGGAAACUGUUUCGACUGGAACCAGCAUCCGGCGAAGCGUGGUCUGUUCUGCCCGUUCGCUUACCGUCUGCCACCGCCGGACCAGGGCGCAUCGCUCGUCAAGGAUCUGGCGCUCGAGUAUCACUACUUGGGCAACACCUCCGAGUGGUUCUUUCUCGCACGCAAGAACGCGGAAAAGGUCAUCGAGCACAACGAGCAGUAUAUUAAAUCUUUUCACGUCUACACCAACAACACCGAGCGACAGGCGGACGAAAUUCUAUCGGUAAAGUACGAGGAUGGACGGUGGUCGAAACCGUACUACGACUGUGGAGGUGGCAAUAUCUGGAUGCUUACGUACACGGUACCCUUCUUUGGCUACGAGAAUGGGACGUACUUUUUCAAAGGUACAUCUGGCAUCGAUAUCGAUUUAAGGCGCGUCGACAUUGAUCAGUGUCCGCAGAAAAACUCCCCAUCUGGAGCACCACAGCCGCUGAACAUUUUUGCCGGCACGGACAAAUGCAAACAGCGAACGACGGAGUGCACACCCAUCCCCGGGCUGGGCUUUCGGCGUGGUUCCUAUCGGUGUAUCUGCCGAAAGGGAUACUACUUCCCCGAUACGACGAUCGAGCAGAAGUACUUCAACGGUAGCACACUGGAGGAAGAGUAUGAAAAACUUAUGCUGAACGAGUACAGCACCUACAGCAUCCCAAACUCGUACGAAUGUUUACCGUGCGCUGAAGGGUGUGAUUUCUGCGAGGAUGCAUCACCGUGCGUGGCAGCACUGAACUGGCCGAUGCGUACAUCCAUCCUGGUACUAGCCUGUGCCGUCAUCGGGCUACUACCACCGGCUGCAGUGUUUACCUUCAAGUAUCAGCAAGUGAAGGUCGUACGAGCUGCCAGUCCGGCACUGCUGCGCGUAAUUGCAUUGGGUGCAUUUUGCAUUUAUUGUACGUCGGUUGUGAUGUAUCCGCCACCAUCGCUUUACUCCUGUACUGCCCGCAUUUGGUUGCGGGAAAUUGGAUUUUCCUUGACGUACGGGGCACUGAUGUUGAAAACCUGGCGAAUAUCGGUAAUUUUUCGCGUCCGUUCAGCGAAAGCGGUCAAAAUUACGGAUGCGUACCUGCUGAAGCGGCUGGGCGUACUGUGCGGUUUCGUUGGGAUUGCACUGCUGGUCCGGACGUUGGUUGCGCCGCCGGUCGUGAUCGUUGGUCGAACCGCGGACAAUCUGAAAGCAUUCCUGUGCAAAACGGACUGGUGGGAUCAUACCUUCACCUCAAUGGAGGUACUGUUUUUGGCCUGGGGCGUACGGCUCUGCAUCAUGGUACGGAAGGCACCGUCCGAGUUCAACGAAAGCCGCUUCAUAUCGAUGGCGAUCUACAACGAAUUUCUACUGACGUGCUUCCUGAAUGUGUCAAUGUUGUUCCUGCAGUCGCCGGCUAAUCCCGAUUUAUUGUACAUCAUAUUUUUCUGUCACACGCAGCUCACGGUCACGCUACUGUUGGCUUUGAUUUUUGGCAGCAAGGUGUACCUGGUGUUCCGGGGCGGUGGAAAACAUCAGGACGAUCCAACCGGACUCGGCAUCAAACCGUCCGGUGCUAAAUUUAUUAGCCGCUCGCACGGACGAACAUUCGCAAACGCUAGCAGCGUCACGACGUCUACCGCACAGCUCGGAGCCAACAUGGCCAAUGAGGGCCGGCUGACGGAAACAGAAGCACUGGAAGAGUUGAAACUUCUUUACACCCAGCUGCAGCGGCUGUACGAGCGUAUCCCGCAGCGCGGUGCAGCAAUCCUUACCGUCGCCAGCCUGAUGGAAGCUUGCCGUACCACUACGCUACGACCACCACCCGCCAUCGGUGCGCCCAGCCCACUGAAGGCCAUCCAGAGCGCUGGUAUGGCGGGUGCACCCGAUGGCCUAUCGAUGGCGUCAGGUGCAACGGGCAUCUCGACAGCAACACCCACCACCAUCCAAAGGAUGGACAAGAGCACCAACACCAACACGACGUCAACGAUCCCGAACGGUUCGGUGACGACUGCACCCGGAAAUGGGUCAAUCGUUCCGAUGCCUUCGCAGACACGCAUCACCAUCACGGACGAUGCGGACAGCGUGCAGGAAGUGGACCGGGAACGCCACAAACUGGGUGCCCGUUCGAUCGACGGCAGUGACUUCCGGCUGGACCAUCAGCAGCUGCAGUGCAUGUGUAGUGGUUCGGGCGAUGAGGAACCGUACGCCGGCAGGGAAGUGCUUUCUCGCUCGAUGGAGCUGGAUACGGGCAGGCGGAACAAUAAUUGCUGCUGCAGCUGCAGCUGCUGCUCCACGACUCGAACCGUUGGCAAUCGACAGCAGCAGCAGCAGCAGCAGCAGCAACAACAUCGGCGUAAUGAUAGUGUGAUAAAUAAUUCCACCAGUGCCGUGCUGCUGAACAGUGCAAGCGGUGCGGUUAAUUGUAAUUGUAAGAUAAGUGGAGUGAACGACAAAUCCGGUUCCGGUUCCGUGAGCACCGUUGCCGGUCGGCGGAAACCGGAUGUGGACGGUGCGGUGAGUGCGGUACCAUUGCAUAAAGCCAAACAACACACCUCGGAGCUGGUGCUGAACUGUCAGUUCGUUGGUGGGUCGCACGAUGGUGGUGCGGUCGGUGCUGUUGGGCAGGGAUAUGCUGUACCGAACAGUCCCAGCACGGUUGGUGAGCACCGGAAGCAACAGCAACAACAGUGCACGGAACAGCCUCAUCAUCCUGCACCUUCCCAUCCACAUCAUCAGCGUGCCUCCAGCACCAGCGAGUGUGGUGAGUUCAGUACAAAAGCUUUCGAAUCUUGUGAUAAUCUGCUACAUCAGCACCACCACUACCAGCAGCAACCGGCGCACGGCCGGCACAAGCUAGCGGGCAGUGCCGGUGACAGUGUAGAUAGCCACGCCACACAAACCGGCCCAGCAGUGGAACGUACGCUCGGUGGCGGGGUAGCCGGUACCCUUGCCCAGCUUACACCGGCGACGGAUGAGGCCACAAUCCGGUCGGUGAAUCUAGAAAAGUUUAACAAAUUGUACGCCAAUAACAGCAGUAGAAUAGAUAGCCUGAAAGAGCACUUUCUCAUGCGGAACGCGCUCACGACCGCGCUGCAAAAUCUCGAAAUUGAAAAUCGGUCACGGUGUGCGGUAGGUCAUGGGCGCAUCCGACCACGGCAUGCGAGCGAUGACGAUGGUCCAGAAGGUACGGUCGGCAUAAUGGAACCGCGCGAUGUACCGACGGUGAAGGGGGAUGAUGAUCCGUCGCAACGUAACGUUGCCCGUGGGACGAUGAUUCCCACGGUCAGUAAUCCCGGUGCGGAUGAUGCAAUCAAUAGUAAAUGCAAUAGUAGCAAUAGUAGCACCAGUAGCUGUAAUAGUAGCAAAAGCAGUGGUAGUAAUAAACGAAACAACAAUGAUAACAGCAACAGUAGUAGUAGAAACAGCAACAGUACUAACAACAGUGCCAACACACCGGAAACAUCUACUGCUGGAGAGGGUGGCGGUGUUGCUGGUGACGGUGGAGAGGCAGGCAGUGGAGCAAGUGGGAGUGCCGAUCUCGGUAGCUCUAGUGGUGGUGUAAACAAGAAGAAAAAAUCGCCCGAAAAGCGUCUCGUUAUCGAUUUGAACGAUCGUUCCAAAUACACGGAAGAGGUGUCGGUAUGAGUAUGCUAGAAAUUGAUCACGAGUAAGAGAACAUAAAUGUAAAUUUUGCAAACAGAAUGUGAGGCGACCAUGGCACACAUAGACACCUUCGUCGAACAGAUAGAAGGGCAGUACCACAAACACACACACACACUCAAACCGAAACGAUUGAAAAAACUAACGAAACAAAAACGAAAACAGCACAAUCAAACUUCUUUAGCCGAAUGGAUACUGACGCGUCCGCUAGGGAGCAACACCAUGUGGACACUUUCGUUCUGUUUUGCACUUUUAUUGUCCAUAGCCGUCGCCGCAGAAAAGACAUCGCUAUCGAUUCAUUCUUUUCUGCUCUUCCCCUUAACUCUUAAUCGCAUUUUCAUCCUACCUCCCCACAGAAAAGAUUAGAGUGGUAUCGGUUACUAUUAAAGUCGAAACUGUCGGUAAAGCUGUCAUCAAGUUUGGUUGUGUUUCAUUUUUAUCAUCUCUUUCUGUUUUA